AUGGCUGGACAUCACCACGAACACGGGCAUGGCAACGAGCACGAGCACGAGCACGAACAAGAACGCGAGCAUGAUUACCUUCAACGGCCUCCCUCCGGAUCAGAGAGGACCAGGAGUAUAUCCUUUUCCAAGUUGCUCUCGCGGUCGUGGAAACGGAAUGGGAGUUCAUCCAACGGCGUGAGUGUGUCUAGCGUGAAUUUAAACUCCGAUGCAGAGAACUCGAAAGAACCGGAUCACAAUAAUAGUGGCUCAGAGGGUCAAUCUUCACGAUUCUCUAAAUUGAAAAGUAUGUUCCAGUCUGGUAACAGUAGCAAAAACACCAGUGCCCAUAACAGCAGUCAGAGCAGUCUUGAGGGCGAUUCCACAUCAUCAUCAUCCAAGUUGAGGUACGUCAAGCCAAUGACUGCGCCAGCAAAUGCUCCUCCGGAAUCUCCGCCCCUUUCUCCUACAAUCCCGGAGAACGAUGUCUUACAGACGCCAAAAAUGGUACAUAUAGACCAGCAUGAACACGAACGUGAACAUUCACAAUGCGGAUCCCCCAUAAUGCUUUCGCCACCUUCUUUGAGUCCCACUAUUGCUAAAGCCGGGGCCGGAAGGAGAAGAUCACCUUCCACCCCGAUAAUGCCCAGCCAGAACUCGAAAAAUAAUGGCAGUGGAUCUGCUGCCAGACCAAACAACCACCGACACCACUCGAGUUCGCAAGGGUUUUCUUCCAACAAUCCGUUCAGAGAAAGAACGGGCACAGUACGUAGUAGUAACCCAUAUUUUGCAUACCAAGGUUUACCAACGCAUGCCUUGUCUUCUCAUGACUUAGAUGAAGGCCUCCAGUCGUAUCCAAAUGCAGGAGGUAUCCAUUUUUUAUCUACUCCCACGUCAAAGACAAACUCUUUGACAAACAACAGAAAUCUAAGUAAUUUAUCCUUAAACGAGAUCAAAGAAAACGAAGAGGUACAACAAUUCAAUAGCGAAGACUUUUUUUUUCACGAUAUCCCCAAGGAUGUGCCAUUAAGGGACACUUUGAAUGACUCGCCAAUCAGGGACUCUUCAAAGAGCCCCACAACUACCCAACCGUUCCCUUCCAUCGUUGUGGGGUACGGUAAUCAAUACGAUGAUGACAGCGACAAUGAUCACGAUAAUGAAAAGGAAGAACGGACCAAGACCAAGGGCAAACCUAGAAAUCUUUCGCCUGCUAAACAAAAUGGCAAAUCCACCCAUCCAAGGAUAAAAAUACCACUAAGAAGAGCAGCAUCCGAACCCAAUGGUUUGCAACUCGCUUCUGCCGCAUCUGCGUCUUCUUCUUCUUCAACACAAAAGAAGUCACAACCCACCGAUAUAAACGAUAAAAAUCUUGGCCAGUCGGUGCUUCCUUCAAACUCGUUUUUCCCACAGGAACCACCUCCCAAAAUUUCGGAUUUUCAAGAACCCAGAAGGUCACGACGUUUAAGAACCAAAUCUUUCAGCAAUAAAUUCCAAGAUAUCAUGGUGGGUCCACAGUCUUUUGAAAAAAUUAGGCUCUUGGGUCAAGGCGAUGUCGGUAAAGUUUUUUUGGUAAGGGAGAAGAAGACAAACAGAGUGUAUGCUUUGAAGGUUUUGAGUAAAGAGGAAAUGAUCAAAAGAAACAAAAUAAAGCGUGUUCUUACAGAACAAGAAAUUCUCGCUACCAGCAACCAUCCAUUCAUCGUCACACUAUACCAUUCAUUUCAAUCCGAAGACUACCUCUACCUUUGUAUGGAAUACUGUAUGGGUGGGGAAUUCUUCAGGGCUUUGCAAACAAGAGAAACCAAGUGCAUAUGCGAAGACGAUGCCAGAUUCUAUGCUAGUGAAGUGACAGCAGCGCUGGAAUAUUUACACCUAUUAGGGUUCAUCUAUAGAGAUUUGAAGCCUGAAAAUAUUCUAUUACAUCAAUCCGGUCAUAUCAUGCUUUCUGACUUCGACUUAUCCAUUCAAGCCAAAGAUUCCAAAAUCCCCGUUGUCAAGGGUUCCGCUCAAUCAACUCUUGUCGAUACCAAAAUAUGCUCAGAUGGGUUUAGAACUAAUUCCUUUGUGGGCACUGAGGAGUACAUUGCCCCUGAAGUCAUAAGAGGCAAUGGCCACACUGCUGCGGUCGACUGGUGGACGUUAGGGAUAUUGAUUUAUGAGAUGCUAUUCGGUUUCACUCCAUUCAAGGGUGAUAACACAAAUGAGACUUUCACGAAUAUUUUAAAAAAUGAAGUCAGUUUUCCCAAUAAUAAUGAAAUUUCCAGGACUUGUAAGGAUUUAAUCAAAAAAUUGCUGACCAAAAACGAAUCCAAGCGGUUAGGUUGCAAAAUGGGUGCAGCUGACGUGAAGAAGCAUCCCUUCUUCAAGAAGGUUCAAUGGUCCCUGUUGAGAAAUCAGGAACCACCUCUGAUCCCAGUGUUAUCUGAAGAUGGCUGUGAUUUUGCUAAAUUGUCAUCUAAUAAGAAAAGACAAACUAGUGAAGAUGGCCAUAAGCAUCUCGACGAGCAAGAGAAAAACAUGUUUGAAGAAGUUGUUGAAUAUGAUGACGAAGUCUCGGAGGAUGAUCCGUUCCACGAUUUCAACUCAAUGAGUUUAAUGGAACAAGACAACAACUCAAUGAUUUAUGGUAAUACCAAUUCUUAUGGGAAAAUUGCAUACACUCCAAACUCUAACAGAUCGAGGAGUAACAGUCACAGAACUUUUUUUAAAAGGUAA
Saccharomyces kudriavzevii IFO 1802 is the source of this 2694-nucleotide messenger RNA. RefSeq names its product serine/threonine protein kinase FPK1 (gene FPK1). Gene Ontology annotation, molecular function: ATP binding; protein serine/threonine kinase activity. Gene Ontology annotation, biological process: protein phosphorylation. The record is from RefSeq and is a predicted model, not a curated record. The coding region runs from base 1 to 2694 and encodes 897 amino acids. The transcript has a single exon. Lineage: Eukaryota; Fungi; Ascomycota; Saccharomycetes; Saccharomycetales; Saccharomycetaceae. Gene Ontology annotation, cellular component: plasma membrane; nucleus; cytoplasm.